Messenger RNA from Cladophialophora yegresii CBS 114405, 657 nucleotides. RefSeq lists its product as uncharacterized. Bases 1 to 657 code for a protein of 218 amino acids. The record is from RefSeq and is a predicted model, not a curated record. NCBI's taxonomy places the organism in Eukaryota, Fungi, Ascomycota, Eurotiomycetes, Chaetothyriales, Herpotrichiellaceae. The transcript is spliced from 3 exons.
AUGGUCCUCAAGCUGAUCUCCGCGACCCCGUCGCCGUACGCGCGGAAGGUCCGCAUAGCUCUUGCGGAGAAGUCUAUUCCAUUUGAACUUGUUACUGAAGUUCCCUGGGAUGGCACAACCCAGACACCGCUAUACAACCCUCUCGAGAAGCUGCCGGUAUUGAUUGACACAGAAGCUGAGAACGACGAAGACCAGGCCGUGUACGAGUCACACUUUAUCCUCGACUGGAUUGAAUACAAAUAUCCGGCGCCACAGUAUAUCAAUCUGGUGCCGAGCACAAAGGAGGGUGAGUUGUUUGGAAGAAAGGUUCAAGUCGUCGCCGACGGGAUCUGCGACGCCUGCGUCUUGAUGUUCUUCGAGAAACAGCGGGUUCUGCCUUCGCAAGAAUGGACAGCGCGCCAACGACGCAAAGUGGACGGCGGCUUGAAGAAACUGGCACAGUGGGUGGGGGACAAGGACUUCCUUAUCGACGAUCGCCUUACCCUUGCGGAUGUGGCAGCCGGCUGUGUGCUGGGUUAUCUUCGUGUACGAUUCGCAGAGCAUCCGUGGCAAGACUUGUAUCCCAAUCUGAAGAGGUACAGUGAUUUAUUGGAAGCGAGGGAGUCAUUCCGGAGGACCCGACCGGUCCCUCAGGCCAUCAAUGAUAAGAUUGUUUGA